Messenger RNA from Carcharodon carcharias (great white shark), 6683 nucleotides. It is a transcript of the gene wrn, whose product is annotated as WRN RecQ like helicase. The coding region runs from base 569 to 5092 and encodes 1507 amino acids. The transcript has 36 exons. Gene Ontology annotation, molecular function: nucleic acid binding; four-way junction helicase activity; 3'-5' DNA helicase activity. Gene Ontology annotation, biological process: telomere maintenance; DNA replication; double-strand break repair via homologous recombination. The record is from RefSeq and is a predicted model, not a curated record. Gene Ontology annotation, cellular component: nucleus; chromosome; nucleoplasm. Lineage: Eukaryota; Metazoa; Chordata; Chondrichthyes; Lamniformes; Lamnidae.
CCUUCUGUCAGCCUCCCCACCAUCCUCCUGCCCUACCUUCCCAACAGGCUGUAACAGACCCCCAUACCAGUAGCCCUUAUUUUUCUCUGUGAGAGUUGGUCACCCUGGGGUAAAUGCUGAGAGAACAUUUCCUCAGGUGGGGGAAAAAUGAGUUUCCCGUUUAAGAUGAAGAUGAGAAAUUUCCUCUCUCAAGAGGAUCAUUAGUCUUUGGAAUUCUCUUCCUCAGGGAGCAGUGGAGGCUGGGUCAUUGAUUAUAUUUAAGGCUGUGUUAGAUUUUUGAUUGAUAAGGGAGUCAAGCGUUAUGGGGGACAGGCAAGAAAGCACCAUUAAGGCAACAAUCAGAUCAGCCAUGAUCCUUUUGAUUGGCGGAGCAGUGUCGAUGGGCUGAGAGGCUUACUCCUGCUUAUUUCUUAUUUUUAUGUUCUGUGAUUUAAAAGCCCUGAACACCAUAGACAACGAAUAAGUCAGGGACAGCACACUCAUCCAAGUCACAAAGCUGUGGAAUCAAUUUCUAUUCCAGAGACCUGAGCAUAUAAUCCAAUACCGAGGGAGUGCUACACUGUCAGAGAUGCUGUCUUUCAGAAGGGAUGUUAUUGCAAGCCCAGCAUGUUGUUAUGUUGUUUCAGGAAACCUUGAAAAGGAUGCAUUAAACGGUGAGAAGAUGACCGCUGAGCCACGUAAACUACCGGAAUGGAUGGCUUUGGAAGAAAUAAAAAAAGACGAAAAGCAACAGAAGGUUUCUUGCAUCAAGAAAAAUGCUCUGGAGGACAGACUUCCCUUCUUGGACUUUCCUGGAUCCAUUAUCUUCAGUUAUGAAGCAAAUGACUGUUCUUUCCUAUCAGAAGAUUUAAGGUCUUCUGUUCCAAAGGAAUCAGCCAUUGGGUUUGAUAUGGAGUGGCCUCCGACAUAUAUAAAAGGAAAGGUUGGAAAAGUCGCACUUAUUCAACUGUGUGCCUCUGUGAACAAGUGCUACCUGUUCCAUAUCUCUUCCAUGUCAGGAUUUCCAAGUGGACUCAAAAGGUUGCUGGAAGAUGAAGCGGUUAAAAAAGUUGGCGUUGGAAUUGACGGAGACCAUUGGAAACUAAUGAGGGACUAUGACAUUAAACUCAAAGGUUUUGUGGAACUAACUGAUGUGGCAAAUCAGAAGUUGAAAUGUGCAGAGACGUGGAGUCUGAAUGGGUUGGUGAAGCAUCUCUGUGGAAAAAAGUUGUGGAAGGAUGAAUCUAUCCGCUGCAGCAAUUGGGACAUAUUUCCACUCAGUGAUCAACAGCAGCGAUAUGCAGCAACCGAUGCCUAUGCUGGUUUUCUAAUUUACGAAAAGUUAAAUAGCUUGGAUAUUAGAAGAGGAAAACUGUUUCUUAAUAAAAAUGACCCGAAUCUGCCUCCUUCUCUUGAUUUAAGGUCUAACUUGACCUCUGUUGCCUGUGAGAUGCAGAAACUAGCAGAGUUGGUUCCUGAUUCCUUCAUUAGUGGUGUGCAGAGAGCUACGAAUAUCUUGAGUGUCAUUUCUGAAAAUGUUUCUUCUUUGAAGACUAUUUUGCUUGAAUCGACACCUGGAACUAUUGUAGAGUUGGGGAAAGAAGCAAAAUCUGAAUUGCAUACAGACAAUCAAGCUGCAAAUGAUCAGUCUGAAAAUAGUUUAGAAGAUGUCCACAAUACAAGUGGGAGCUACCAAGAAGUAGAGCAAGAGAGUAAUUUGACUGACUCACCAUUGGAUCCACAUAAUAGUAGUGUAGCUUGUGUGACAUACUCAAAACCCCAGGGGAUUGACAAAAAUGAGAGUGAUGUUUGUGCAGAAAGCAAUCAGAAUAAGCAUGAGGAUUACCUGAUGUCUUUACCCAUAUCUGAAUAUGAGCUCCAGAUGUUAGAGCAGCAGGCAGAAGCAGAAGAUGCAGUGGAAAAUGCUAUUUCCUCUUUGCCAAUCAAGGCACCUAAUGCUGAUGAAGAAGCAGAUCUCUCUUAUGUGAUUGAAAGUGAUGAGGAGCUAGAGAAUGAAAUGCUCAAGGCACUGCAGGAUUUGGACAACUGUUCUGGAAUGGAGACUCAAGAAUCUCUCAAGGAUUUAUCUGACCAGUUUGAUGCAUCAGAGAAAUUUUGUGGGGUGGAGGAUGAAGAAGAUGAAAGCAUCAAGGAAGAGGAGGACAAGUGGGAUGCUUCAAUACCUGAGCCAAAUGCAAAACAGAUCAAGUGCCUGAAGACUUAUUUUGGACAUUCUAAUUUUAAACCGGUUCAGUGGAAAGUUAUCUAUUCAGUACUUCAGGAGAGAAGAGAUAAUCUUGUUGUUAUGGCAACUGGUUAUGGUAAGAGUUUAUGCUACCAGUUCCCAGCUAUUUACACAGGAGGGGUUACCAUAGUGAUUUCUCCUCUCAUCUCUUUGAUGGAGGACCAAGUAUUACAACUGAACAUGUCCAACGUGGCAGCUUGUUUCCUUGGUUCUUCGCAGUCGAAAAAUCUUUCCCAUGAACUGACAAAGGGUCAUUUCAAAGUUAUUUACAUGACUCCUGAAUUCUGCUCGGGAUCUAUUUCGUUACUCAAGAGACUUGAUGACAGUGUGGGUAUCACCCUUGUUGCUGUGGAUGAGGCUCACUGCAUCUCCGAGUGGGGACAUGAUUUCAGAAAUUCAUACAGAAAGCUAGGAGCUUUAAAAAGUUUUCUGCCGCAGACUCCAGUUGUUGCUUUGACUGCCACCGCCAGCCCUUCAAUUAGAGAUGACAUCAUAGAGAGUCUGAUGUUGAAGAAUCCUCGGAUUGUCUGCACUACAUUUGAUCGACCAAACUUGUAUUUAGAAGUAGGCUGGAAAUCUACAGACAUUCAGCAAGAUUUAAAGCCACUAUUAAUUAAAAGGGAUGAAUUCACAUUUGAGUUUGAGGGUCCCACUAUAGUUUACUGCCCCUCCAGGAAAGCCACAGAACUAGUGGCUGCAGAGCUGUCACGGAUGAAUAUUGCUUGCGGCACAUACCAUGCAGGCAUGGGCAUCAAAGCCAGGAGAGACGUCCAUCACAAGUUCAUGAGGGAUGAAAUUCAGUGUGUGGUAGCUACCAUUGCUUUUGGCAUGGGGAUUAACAAGCCUGACAUUCGUAAAGUCAUUCAUUAUGGAGCACCUAAAGAAAUGGAAUCAUACUAUCAACAAAUUGGGAGGGCUGGACGAGAUGGUUUGCCCAGUACUUGUCACGUCCUCUGGUCUCCUGCUGACAUGGUGUUAAACAGGCGGCUGCUGAGUGAGAUUAAAAGUCCAACGUUCCGUGCCUACAAGAUUAAGAUGAUGGAAAAAAUAAAGAAAUACCUCACAUCAUCCAAGUGCAGAAGAAAUAUCAUUCUGUCCCAUUUUGAAGAUGAACAGCUCAGGAGGGCGACUCUUGGGAUCAUUGGGACCGAUAGAUGUUGUGACAAUUGUCGAUUAAGAAUUGGUAGCUACGUUUCUGCAGAUGACCCAGAAAGUGAGAUGCAAGAUUUUGGAAAAGAAGCGCAUCAAUUGCUAUCUGCAGUCUGUGUUUUAGGAGAAAUAUUUGGCAUUGGAGUCCCUGUUUUGUUCUUGAGAGGAUCUCGCUCUCAGCGUUUGCCAGAAAGGCAUCGUAAUCACCAUCUGUUUGGCAGUGGAAAGAACCAUCCUGAAAACUGGUGGAAAGCCUUGGGUCAGCAGCUCACCACUGAGGGCUUCCUGCGGGAAAGUUCUAGCUUUAGCCAAUUUGCCAUUAAAUGCACUUUGACUAAUAAGGGAAGAACUUGGCUGAGUAAGGCCUCUGAUGAGUCCUGCCGUACUCUUUUACUUCAGGCCACCAAACAGCUGUGUCCACCUGUUCCAUUUAAAGCUAAGGUUCAGCCUCCAACCUCAUCUUCAGUAUCGUCUCAACAAUCUUCUUCAUUGACCAGCCAGUUGGAGCUUCAGAAAGUGCCAUUGCGUGACUGGUUUGAACGAAAGAAGGGAAAAGAGAAUGAAAAGCUGCUUUCUGCAAGUGCAGUCAAAAGUCGCAUUUUUGUUCCACCCUCAUCUGGCUCCCCAGUAAAACCCAUUCCCGCUGAAAGAGUCAUAUCACCCAGGGAACUGGAGCUGCAGGGGAAGUUAUAUGGCAAAUUGGUGGCAGCAAGACAGAAAAUUGCCAUUGAGAGGGAUGUUCCUCCAGUUAUAUUGGCUACAAAUAAGAUACUGCUAGAGUUUACCAUGAUAAGGCCAACUACUUCUGACAAUAUGAAAAGAAUUGAUGGUGUAAGUGAAGGUAAAUCUCCUGUGUUGGCUCCCCUCCUGAAUACUAUCAAGGAGUUCUGUCAAGCUAACGAAUUGGAGAUGGACAGGUUUUCUGUUUCGAGUCACGGUGUAAAACAACAACCAGUAUUCCAGCUGAGCUCUACCUUUAAACCCGUGUCGGAUGUCGCACUUUCAACAUUGUUUCACACAAAAAUUGGAGAUUCAAGCAAUGUGGCUCUUCCUGUCGUUGGUCGCCAUUUGGCUAACGCACCGAAAUCUAGUCACUCAAUGGAUGUUAAUCAAGCUAGACUUAGUCAUCCAGUUCAAGAACUGAACAUCAACACCACUCCGAAUCCUCCAGUUACCUCAGACUUGGAAUCUGUUGAAAAACAGCAUGAUGGCGAGCACAUGGGACAGCCACAAAGUUCUUGCAUUGAAACAAAAUCUCCACUACCCAGAACUACUACACCUGAUCUCAAAGAGGAAGAGCUAACAUGGAUUGAAACAGCAGGAAAGCACACAAGCAGCUGUCAAAAAGUUCAGUCCAGCGUAUCCUCUCUCAGUUUGGUGUCAUGGAAACAGCCUGAUGCUGGCACAAAAGAUUUGUUUGAUGAUUCACACACAGAGGGGAAGGAUGCAGAUACAGAAAAGCCUGCGGUGACAUCUUCCAGUCAGCCCGCUGACAGGAGUCAGAGCGUUCAGAGAAGCGUAUCCUCUAUUAGUUUAGCAUCAUGGAACCAGCCAAUGAUUGAUACAUCUGUAGCUGACUUGUUUGAUGAUUCACAGACAGAGGCCUGCAGUCAGUCAAUAAAAAGGAAGCUCCCAGAUUGGUUUGACUCUUCAAAUCCAGAGAAAAUCUCCUGUACUACCAAGAAGAAAGUGAAAAAAGGGAAAGGACUUUUCAAUUGAACCUAUUUCACUACCAUUGGUUUUCUGAUUAACAUUUCAACACCACACAACUUGUGGUGGCAAAAUAAAAAGCAAGCCAUCUGGGUCAAGCUCCAUGCUUCCCAUGUUUUGCACACAUCCUAAUUUAGCUGGAGAUACCUGGGUUAGGAACAUUCAGCUAGGCUGGAGGAAAGCAGCAGAAAACGACAAGAUGAUAAUUUUGGUAAACUCACGUUAUUGUAUAUUUUAAACAAAAUCUUGAAUGUAUCAGAACUCACCAUUAAGUUGUUCUUAAUGACAUUCUUUAUGCGUUGUGAAAAUAUUCACACAACGGCUGUUUUCUUGUUAUUGUUAGAUCCAUUAAUAUAUACUGCUGAAUGCUGCAAAGGAAGACUAUUCUCCACUGUUGGUGUCUUGGAAAUGUAAUGUAAGUGGGAUAAUUUCUGCAGUGACAUGAGCAACAAAUAGGAUAUUUUGGCAAUGGAAGUUUCUCAUUUGAUUUGAAAGUCUCUGCCUGUAUUGUACAGUACGAUACUGUACUGCAACAAACGCAUUGAGAGCAUAUCCUUGUGCUACCAAUGGCCACAGUCACUUUGCGACCCUAGAAGGACUCUUAAUGGUAGAAAGUCCAAAGGAACUACCCUGUUGCACAACACAUACUGAGAAUGGUUCUGUUAACUCUUCUACAUAAGUUGGAAAGGAAUACCACACAUUAAACUGGUACCUUAAGGUGCUUGAUGUCUUCAUGCAAAAUAAGUUUUUGGUGCAAUUUUUUCUAAAAUUUCCACGGUUGACUUCUGGUUAAGCUCUUAUGACCGGAAUAUGAUUUUUUUUUCCACAUGAAGACAUUGAUUAUUCUGUUCAUCAGAUAAUAUUACUUUGUGUUUCCGUAUUCAUUUUUGUAAGAUUACGAAAGUGCCAUCACAUUGUGGAGCAUUGAUGCACUUUGCUACAAAAUAAUUAUGUGGAUUCACACCUUUGCUUUCCCGUGUGGAGAGUUUCUCAGUUUUAGUCAUGUAAUCUAGGACAAUGUUGAGCCAUGCCCAAGCACUUCCUCACGUGAGAGGGAAAGUCUGGAUGUGGUGACCUAGUUGCUGUGAAGCACCCCUCAGCUGCACCUUUAGACACCUUAGAACCGGUCGUCUGCUCACUUUUGUUUUGUGCUGAUGCAUUUAGAAUGUCUCCAUGAGCCAUAAGGAGAUGCACUGUCAUAAUGCAAGUGGGAGAGAAGUUACUUGCAGAAAAUUUCUUCAUAGAGUUCGUUUAAAGUCCACAUAAAAUUGAAUAUAUAGAUGGGCACUGUCUUUCUUGACUUUGCUUUAGACAGGAUGUAGGUAGAUUUUUCAAAAUAGUGGUGAAGCAAAUCCCUGCAAAGGGAUACUGUGUUUUGAUGCCUUAUUAAAAUUGGGCAAAAUGUCUACCAGUAAACAAAAAUCACCUUUUAAAUUUUUACAGGCAGAAGCCUGAAGCCUAACAUAAGGUAAAUGUCAGCACUUAGUAGGUUUGCAUGGCAGCAGACUGGGUUUCUGAUAUGAUGUUCUGUUUGUAUAUUUUGGAACAAGUCAGUGUCUUGGACAAAAUUAAUUGGCAAUAAAUAAGUUUCUACCCAUCA